AUGCUGAAGCAGGCGCCGCCGAGCCUCGGCCCCCCGGGGGCGCCGCUCCGACCGGGGCUCCCGCCCCCGCCCGGAGCGUUCGUCCCCGGAAUGCGCCCGCCAGGGAUGCCCGGGAUGAUGCCCGGGAUGAUGCCCGGGUACGGGAUGCCCCCCGGGAUGCCCCCCGGGAUGAUGCGACCCCCAGGAAUGGGGAUGGGGAUGGGACUCCGACCGAUGGGUCCCCCCGGGGCGAUGAUGGGCAUGCGCGCCGCCCCGGGGGGCGCGGCGGGCGCGCACCAGACGGGCCUCACGCCGUCGCUUCUCGCGUUGUUCGUCCCGCGGCCGCCGGUGGAGUACAUGCCCGCGCCGGCGAAACCGAAGAAGACGCAGCCGAUGACCGGCGUCGCGGCGUACGUGGAUAAGUUUACGGACCCCGCGGACGAUCCGCCGCCGGCGCCGAAGGAGAAGAAGGAGACGAAGGAGGAGAAGAAGCUGAGACGGCGGAUGGCGGCGGAGGAGAGAAACGCGCGCGCGUUGGAAGAGGCUAUCGAAAAGUGGGACCCGAAAGAAGACCCGAAAGCGAAGGACUCGGACCCGUACAAGACGUUGUUCGUGGGGAGGCUCUCGUACGACGUCGACGAGAGCAAGCUGCGGCGCGAGUUUGAGCAGUGGGGCCCGGUGAAGAGCGUCAGGGUCGUCGAGGACGUCGAAACGGGGAAGCCGCGCGGGUACGCGUUUAUCGAGUACAACCGCGAGAGCGACAUGAAGACGGCGUAUAAACAAGCGGACGGGCGGCGGAUCGAGAACAAGCGCGUCGUCGUCGACGCGGAGCGUGGGCGGACGGUGCCGGACUGGAAGCCGCGGCGGUUAGGCGGCGGGUUAGGGCGCACAAGGAAGGGCGCGAAGCACGAAAACUCGCUCGUCUCCGGUCGAGACCAAGCGUAUCACUCCCGAGACCGCCCGUCCGAGGGGGACGGAUACCGCGGCGGCGGGGACGACCGACGCGGCGGCGGGUACGCGCCACCGGGAUACGACGAGCGCGGGAGGGACCAUCCCCGGGGAUACGACGACCGCGGGAGAAGGGACGACCGCGGGAGGGGAGGACGCGACUCUAGGCGCGGCGGGUACGACGAUCGCGGCCGCGACCGCGAUCGCAGCCGCGACCGCGCGCCGCGCGAUCGCAGCCGAGACCGAGACAGGGACCGCAGCAGGGACCGCGACCGCGACCGCGACUCGCGACGGAUGGACCGCGACCGCGACUCGCGACGGUCGGACCGCGACCGCGACCGCGACCGCGACCGGAAGCGGAGCCGGAGCCGGAGCAGAGACGACCGCGACGGUGGUGGGCGGAGGCGACGCGAUAGCGGGGGGUUCGGCGCGCCGCCGCCGCCGCCGCCGCCCCCGGCGGAGGACGGGGAGAUGGAGGAGGGCGAACUCUGA
Messenger RNA from Micromonas pusilla CCMP1545, 1419 nucleotides. It is a transcript of the gene snRNP, whose product is annotated as U1 small nuclear ribonucleoprotein. Gene Ontology annotation, cellular component: precatalytic spliceosome; U1 snRNP; U2-type prespliceosome. The coding region runs from base 1 to 1419 and encodes 472 amino acids. Gene Ontology annotation, molecular function: U1 snRNA binding; mRNA binding. Gene Ontology annotation, biological process: mRNA splicing, via spliceosome. Lineage: Eukaryota; Viridiplantae; Chlorophyta; Mamiellophyceae; Mamiellales; Mamiellaceae. The transcript has a single exon. The record is from RefSeq and is a predicted model, not a curated record.